Messenger RNA from Mercenaria mercenaria, 1732 nucleotides. RefSeq lists its product as uncharacterized. The record is from RefSeq and is a predicted model, not a curated record. The coding region runs from base 42 to 1619 and encodes 525 amino acids. The transcript has 7 exons. Lineage: Eukaryota; Metazoa; Mollusca; Bivalvia; Venerida; Veneridae.
GUUUGUGUUAGGAUUAUCUCUCAGACUGGCAUAAGUACAAAAUGAUCUAUCUCGUUGUACUGGUAUCUCUUUCGACCAUUACCAGCAGUGAAAUUUCGUCUGCAAGUUCACAUGGGACCUUUGGCAGGGAUUUCUUUGUAGGAAUCCUCGGACCAUGGCAAAUAAUUCGCAGUGGAAAUGCCACGCUGCAAAUUACAUCAGAAAACACUACGGACACUGUAAAUAUACAUGUUCCGUAUCUAGGGAUAAAUACCAGAAGAAGAUUUGUUGGACAUUUCGAGUUCAGCAUACCAAAUUUAAUUAUACACGGUACAAAUAAUACUGUUUAUCACCGGGGCAUUCACGUAACAACUGAUAUUGAUGUGUCACUUGUAGUUAUAACAUCUCAUAACAGUGAUUGGAACGAGGCACGUGAAUCAUAUUUAAUUAUUCCGAAGUCUAUGAUAUCAAGUUCUUACAUUAUAUCGUCAUAUACAUCCGGCUCAUUCUGGAAUAGUAAUUUCCUUAUAGUGGCAACUGAAAAUGAAACUGUCGUAAAUAUAACAAUUAAUACAGAGAGUAGUUUACCUAUGACGGUGUCGAUGAAUAACAUGGAUACCUAUUUCUAUGACUCACAAAAAGACUUAAGUGGUUCAAUAGUCAAGAGCAAUAAACCUAUUGCAGUAUUUUCUGGACAUGAAGCUACAGCAGUGCCAUAUGAUUGUUAUGAUAAACAUUUUAUGGCUGAGCAACUGCUACCUAUAUCGACGUUUGGUCGCGAGUUUAUUGUUCCUCCAAUGCCACCUAAAUCGGGAUAUGUAGUCAGAGUAUACGGAUCAGAACAAAAUACAACAAUUAGUUACACACUUACUUUGAGAAAUGAGAAAAGACAACUCCGGAUUCCUGGUCAGUUUCAUGAAAUUCUUGGUGAGGACAAGCCACUCAAAAUUUAUGCAAGUAAACCAGUGCAAAUGGUACUUUACAGCACAUGCUAUUCAUUUGACAGUGCUUAUCAUAUUGGGGGAUCUACUAUGGCUAUUAUUCCUGCUACGCAACAGUAUGCAAACACUUACUUCUUUACUGUAUCCCCAAUAUUUGGUAACACUGAUCAUUACGUCGCCAUUAUGGCAAAAUAUAGAAACAUUGAAGAUGAUCUGCGAAUUAACGGGAAGCGAUUUCAAGAGAACGUUCAAAGUAACGUAAUGACAUUUUAUAAAGACACUUACAUUGUAAGCAUAUACAAAAUUCAUGUUGGCGUUUAUAAGCUGGAACACGUGAAUGGACUUCGAUUUGGAGCGCUGCAAUAUGGAUUUGGGGGCAAUGGAAAAUCUUACAGCAAUGUUCUAGGGCUGGUUACUGGAGCCGAUGGACUGACCUGCCUACAAUGUAAUGGUAUAAGCAUAACAAAACCGUGCAACAGAGUUACCAAAUGUGCUCCAGGACAGGUUUGUUUGAUUGAGAAAUUCAUAACUCAUUACGGACAAAUUCUGUAUAAUAUGGAUUGUUCAGAUGCCAAGUGUACGUCCACCAGCCGGCCAGGGUCCACUCCAGUUUGCCAGUAUUGUUGUGACAAUGACCUCUGCAAUUCAUAUUGCAACGUGACAAAUCAUGUUCAACCUGAAGUAACAGUAGUUGGUUGACCAAAUCAACAUCGUGACGGCUAAGACAUUCCAGUUUGAUUCGACAGCAUGCAUGUAUAAUAACUAUGGUGUAUGAAUACAUUCUCAUUUGCAAUAAUUUGUUUGUUACCUUU